AAAACCAAAACAAAAAAAAAAAAAAUCGAAGCUGUUCGAAGCGCAUUUUCUAAAUAUCUUUUUUGAUUUUCUUUUAAUAACCGACGCAAAAAGAAACAAAAUGAAUAUUCCUUUUCCAGUACUAACUCCCAGGCUAGUUGAUUCCAAAUGGUUCAACGCCGACAGUCCGUGCGAUGAGGAAGCAGAGCUUACUGCUUUGGAGCAAGCCAACCAACAUUGGCUGAGUUCCAUUGGUCAACAAUAUAUGAAGCGUGCACCUCUGGGUAAAACCGAUCCUGAACCUAUGGAGGAAGAAGCUGACACGGAUGAAGAGGAAGGAAAUGAUGAGUCUGAUGAAUCGGAGGAGUCUCAUGAUGAAGAUGAGGAGGAAGAGCUCAGAACGUCAUACUCUCCAGCGAGGAAUAACAAUGAGUUGGAGCCCGACAGCCUAGAUGAUCUCAAUGACACACCAGAUCUCAACACGUCCGACCAAAGUGCACUCUGGCCUAUACAAUAACUACUGAUACCAAAUAAGAUAGCAUAGUAAUCAUGUGUAACAUUUAAGUAAAGUUUGAUUGAAAUAAAUAAGAAUGUUUCAAAAUGAAA
Messenger RNA from Pectinophora gossypiella (pink bollworm), 585 nucleotides. RefSeq names its product anaphase-promoting complex subunit 15B-like. Gene Ontology annotation, biological process: regulation of mitotic cell cycle spindle assembly checkpoint. The transcript has 3 exons. NCBI's taxonomy places the organism in Eukaryota, Metazoa, Arthropoda, Insecta, Lepidoptera, Gelechiidae. Gene Ontology annotation, cellular component: anaphase-promoting complex. The record is from RefSeq and is a predicted model, not a curated record. The coding region runs from base 101 to 496 and encodes 131 amino acids.